CUGCGCGACCCCGCGAUAGUGUUUUGCGAAAACCACGAGUUUUCCCAUCGUUUCGCUAUAAGUGUUCUAUAAUAUAACAUCAUAUCGCGAAUUCAUCUUGCUACGUAGUUGAAGACGCCGGUUGUCUGUUUAAUACGUAAAAAACGCGCGUCGCUACGUCUCUUUGACAAACUUAGUCUUAAGAUCUAGGUUAAUCUUUUUGUUUUUUUUUUUUGUUAUUUUUAAUAUAAUUAAAUAAUUAAUAAUUAUUUUUAUUACGGUUUUAAAUAUUUAUUUAGUGUACAUAAAACGUAAGGUUAGGUAUUUGUAAGCGCCAUUUUGUUGUGCCGCGUCACUCGCCUCGCCGCGCUUUCGUAAUGGUGAGCAAGGAGGUUAUGAGCGAAGUGACCAAGAAGGGUCGGAGGAGGAGACGUAGGGCCGGCAGCCGUGCGUCCAAACGUCGUGCGAGGAAGUUGGCCGCGAUGGCGGUUGCGACGCCGGUGGAGAAAUCGUCGCCGGUCAAAUGUGCCGUGCACGCAUUCCUAUUGAGGUAUCAGAGCGCGUUGAGGAAGGUCCCGAUGCAACUACCGCCGAAGGUUCAUGCCGGUCCUCCGUCGAAGAGGGUGAAACGCGUUUCGUGGCGUCAUGAGGAUAGCGGGGCUUCGGGGGGCGGCGGCGACCCCGCGGUGCUGGCGGUCGGUCCCGCACGUCGCCUGCUCACUUACACUCGAGAUGAGCUCAUGCGCCUGCGCAACUCGCCGCUCGUCAGGCGCGGGCUCGAGAACGCGUUCGCGGGCAACGAGACACUUGCCCUCGUUCUAAAAAGACGUUCCGAUUCACCGAAUGAGGAAGAUAAAGGGGGAAGAGGAGAUGCACCGACGGAGAAUCAUAAAGGCGCGUACGGGCGCGACCGCGAGCGGCGCUCGGCCGACCCGCGCGAGCGCGUGCGCAAGGAGAGCGAGCCGAGCAGCGGCAUCGUGCUGUCGCCGCAGCGGCGCUCGUUCACGUCGGGCUGCGGCGCGCCCGCCGCCGCCGCGCCGCCGCCGCACCUCGCGCGCACGCGCCCCGACUCGCCGCUCGGCGCCGCCGCGCAGCCGCUGCCGCCCAAGACGGAGCAGGCGGGGCGGCGCAUCGGCUCGGGGCGCAUCAUGGUGCGCGACGUGCCCAGCGCCGCGUGGGAGGAGGGCGAGCCGCCGCGCGCCGAGCCCUACCGCCCGCCGCCCGAGCGCCGCGCCAACGGCGACCAGCGGUAUGACCGACGCUCGUUCAACCGAGACUCCUACUCCUCUGACAUCAAGAGGGAAAGGGACGAUCGAUUCAACAACGAAAAACAACGAGAUAGAGAGGACAAUCGUAGAGGUGGUCGCUUCUCUCAACGACGGUUUGAGAAGGAAGAUGAACCAGAAUGGUUUAGUGGAGGACCGACGUCUCAGCUGGAAACGAUAGAGUUGCGUGGCUUCGACGAGCCCAUCAAGAAGAACGGUUCGAACAACAAGGAGAAUGAGAAGUGGUCGGGCGGUUCACGUGCGGAACCCUCUACGCCGCCACUCGAAGCGGCGCAGACGCUUAACAACAGCAAUGAUAAGGACUCCGGCGUUGAGAGCAAGAGUGAAGACCAGACGCAGCCCGAUCAGCCUGAAUUCAACCUCGAUGAGUUCCUCAAGUUCGAUUCUAUACCGGAAGUACUUACCAAUUGUCCCCAGAACGGCGGCAGCGAGACGGAGGGCAGCCGCUUCAGCCGCUGGUUCCGCCGCGACAGCCCGCCCGCGCUGGCCGCCGACCGCCACUACGAGCGCCUCAUGCACAACAUGGUGGACGAUCUCGACAGUUCAACCCACGAGCAGCCUCCCGUGCCGGAGCCGCAGCCCGCGUAUCCCCCUGUGGGCGCCCGCGGGAACCCCCCUAACGCGCCUGCGCCCUCGCUACUCGAUAUGCUGAGGCGGGCCAGUGCGGAUACUGAACAGAGAGCCGAACUAAACUCAGGGGGCGGUAAGAUCCACAGCCUGGAGGAGUUGGAGUCCCGCCUCAGGCCGCAGCCCGCCGCCGUGCACGACCACGACCUGUCCGCCUUCAAGCGACUCUUGGCGCAGGUGUCGGGCGGACACGCCGUGACGGCCGAGCCGCCGCGCCCGCAGCCGCCGCCGCAGCCCAUGAGCUUGCUGCAGAUGCUUAGCAAGAGUAUGGAGCAACAACAGCAACAACAACAGCACCAACACCAGCAGCAACAACAUCAACAGCAACAGCAGCAGCAGCAGCAACAGAAAGCGCCGCACAUUCCUCAGGAGCUCCUAUACAAGCUCCUGCAGGUGCAGCAGCGUCAGCAGCAGACGGGCGAGUGGGCGCCGACCGCGGACCGAGAGUUGUUGCAGCGGCCCGAGGCGCAGGCCAUCAUACACGGUCUGAAAGCUGGCGAGAUAACGGUGCAGCAUCUAAUGCAGCAGCUCGGCAAUCCCGGCCUACAGAGUCGCCAUCGCGAGCUCUUGCUUACCAUCCUGCGCACGCAUCAACAACGACAACAAAUGGGCGGAUCCCCGCUGCCGCCGCACCUGGUGGUGCCGCCACCACAUCACCAGCCGUUGAGACUGUCGCCGCUACCACACUCUGGAGGAGGGGAGGAAAGAUAUAACUCAGGCGUGCCCGCACGGAUACCGUCACCGCGUGAGUUAGCCGCACACACGCAGUCCAUAAUGCAGGGCGCGCUCAUAAAGAAGAAGCUGGAAGAGCAGAGAGAGAACUACCGUAGGCGGCACGAGAUGCAACAACAGCAGCCGAAACAACCUACACCCAUCUCUUUCACUCCGACAUCUGUGCUGCGCAAGAUGACGGCGGAGAAGGAGGAGGCGGGCAGCCCCAAGUCGUGGGCGGCGGGCGCGCCCGGGCUGGCGCACGCGCACGCGCACGCGCACGCACAGGCGCUCGCCAAGCCGCACGGCCGCCCCAUCGUCAAGGGUAACCAGAGUGGAACAGCGCCUAUGGGCUAUGCGCCCGCGCAGCCGGACUACCAGCAACAUUAUCUCAAUUUACAACAACAACAGAUGGCGAAUGCGAAUCGAGCGUUCCCGCACCAGCAGCAACAAAGACAACAGGUACCGAAUUCCUUGAACGGUAUGGGCGGCGUUUCACGCGGUGGCACCACCCUGCACCAGCUGCUCGUGCAGUCCCACCAGAGGACGCUCAACGAGAUGAGCGGCAGCGGCGACAACCAGCUGGCGCGCUGGUUCUCCCCCGAGCUGCUGGCGCGCGCGUCGGCCGGCAAGCUGCCGUCCGUGCACGUGCCCAACGCGCUGUCGCUGGAGGACCUCGAGCGGCACCACCACUCGCCCGCGCCGCCCGUGCGCAACUGAGCCCCCCCCCCCCCAGACAGGCCGGCCUCAGGGCUAAUUUUGUAGAUAUUCGAAAUUUUUUUUUGGUCAAUAUGUAAUACUUCCCGAACGGCGCCGACAACAUCCCGACGUGUCGGUGUAAAUUGAAAAGUGUAGACGAGAGACGUGGUUUCGUUUACGAUGAUUAUAAGUUUCUAGCGGUUUAUUAUCUCGUUUAAAAACAUACGGUCUUAAACCGACAAUUGUCGAGGGUUUGCCGAGGAAAUGACGAAAUCGAUGGUUAUAUAACAUUGUUUAAAUGUAAACUUUGAAUACAAGAGACGUAAUAAUCGCUAUAAAAUCCUACGUGAGUUCUUCCGUUUAAAAUUUAUUUUGUAACUUAUUAAUAUUAGCCUUAUCCUACAAAAACACAUACAAUAAUGUUAAUAUACAAUGUCUGUGAAUAUCAAUUAAACAACUCGUGAGUUGCAAAGAGCUAAAUCUAAAUACAUGCAUAAGUUUUUAUUGUCAUUGUAUACAUACAUCUAAUAAAGUUCUCUCUCAAAGUCUAGUCUCAAUAUGUUAAAGUCAUUGUUGCAGUGAAAAUCUUGUACAGCAGAAAUUAUCGCUUGAUUUAGUUUAGUUGAGCAGAAUAUUUCAUUACACAUAUUCGAGAUGAACGUUCGUCUUGUGAAAAAAUUGUUUCAUUUUGAUUAUAGUUUUAACAAUACCAAUCGAAAAGUCCCAGUAAAAUGACGCAUUAAAUGGAACUGUUUUUCUAUCCUUAUUUUGUAAAUGACGUCACGUGCGAUCUCAAGGUUUUCACAGCAGGAAGACAAAAAAUUGACUGUGGGGUAUGUCUCGCAAUGACGCCCAAAUGUUUAUGAUCGAGGCUCUACAAAUAUAUAUAAAAUACUGCGUAUACUUUUUUUUUAAUAUUUAUUAGAUAUCCCUGUUUAAAGCAAAAAAACGAAUAUUUUAUUGACUUUUUUUUUAAAACUAAUAUCUACCGAAAUUAAUGUACAUUACAUCCUAAUGCUCCCAAAAGAAGAACAGAUGCAAUACGAUAAUCCUUCGUAGCGUUUGUCGUUUAAUUUCAUUAAUAAAAGUUAAAUAUUAUUUUGCUCUACCCGAUGAGGCUAGAAUAGUAGACGUUGAAUCCAUACACUGCCAUUUUAUUUAUUUAUUUCUCUGUAUAAGUUUUUUUUUUCAUAAUAAAAUUUAAUAAAUGUAAACAUAAGUAACUAGGAACGCAAGCAUUUGAUAUAUAGUUUGUAUAUAUAAACAAAACCAGUGUUAUUAUGCAACAAAGAGUUCAACACGAAUUGAUAAAUUUGUGAUACCAUUGUGAUGAAGUUUACAAUGUUGAAGCAAUAAAUACGCAUUUAAAACAUAUAACGUCGAGUGUAAACAUAGUGUUGUAGCCUGGGGUUUUACAAAUAUAGUAUUUUUGAAAAUGAAAACAUCGUCGAUUGAAUAAAUAAAUAAACCCUUUGCUUCAGUACUGUGUAAAUAAAAAAUGAACAAUUUUCCAGGCGAUUGUGAAAUUUACACAUUAUAUAAUAUUGUAUUCUGUCUAAGGGUGAUGUUAUAUCGAUAAACUAAAGGUUGUAGCUGCGUGCAGGGAUCAAAGUUUGGUGUAAUAAGUUUUAGUCGAUAAAAAAAGUAGUUUAGAUUUUUGUCUUUUCGAUUCGGCUGUCGUGAUUUACGUUCGACCCUGUAUCAGCUCCCUACCGGACUUGACUGUGCAGGGGGUCGAGACACGAUCCACCCUCUGGUCUACGACUGAGACAUACAAACACGACGAGGUUGCUGAGGACGUUGAGUGUGUGCGUGCGUGCGUGCGUGUGUGCGUGCGAGGCUACGUGUACGUAUGCGUGUACGUCUGACCUUUGUGUUUGUGACGCAUUUUUGUUACUACGUCAUUUUCGCGAGGAGGAAGUUUUACGUUAGAUAUUGUAGAUAUUGUCAUUUUCAAUUAUACAUUGUGAGAUGGAUGUUCUCGGCUGAUCUCCGAAGUUUACGAUCGCGAAUUUGUUAAGUAUUUUUUGGAAUUCGCACAAGUGAAACGCAUUUGUGUUAGAUGUUCCCAUGUUUUUUUUUUUAAAUAUAUUUCGAUAUCCCGAUUCAAUCGACGACCCUCUUCCCAUCGAGACAUGAGCUGAGUUUUGUCAAUUUAUUUCAAUAUACACUACGGACAAUAGAGUAGAUUUCUGCCGUCCAAUAUUUAAAAAGAAAAUCAGCUCAUGAGUUUGGAACGAUAUCGACCGACCGUACCCUUCGCCUGAUGCCUUUAUUUGAACAAUCGACUCUUUUAAGUAACGAAAUGGAAGCGUAGGUUUUUUUUGACGUUUUAUUGGAAGGAUCUGAUAGGCCGAGCGGCAAUCAUGUCUAACGAUUUGAUAUGUGAUGUUUAUAUGGAGGCGCGCGCAUGAGAUGCCGCGCUGGAUUCGGUUCUAAUUUAGAGGACAUAGUGGUGAAAUUUCUGUUUUUCGGAACGCGACCUGUAUUAUGUUUUGGGCGCACACUGCGGUAAUGCGCUGACGUAUUACAAAAGAAAAUGUCUCCUGUCAGCUUUAAAUUAUUGAUUAAAGAAAAUUUGAAAGUU
Molecule: messenger RNA, 5889 nt
Organism: Vanessa atalanta (red admiral)
Lineage: Eukaryota; Metazoa; Arthropoda; Insecta; Lepidoptera; Nymphalidae
Product: eukaryotic translation initiation factor 4E transporter-like
Exons: 25
Coding region: 357-3323 (988 amino acids)
Biological process (GO): negative regulation of translation
Cellular component (GO): cytoplasm; nucleus
Molecular function (GO): mRNA binding
Source: RefSeq, a predicted model, not a curated record